Didymodactylos carnosus is the source of this 834-nucleotide messenger RNA. NCBI's taxonomy places the organism in Eukaryota, Metazoa, Rotifera, Eurotatoria, Philodinida, Philodinidae. The record is from the annotation of a GenBank genome assembly.
AUGGCUGCUGUGAAUUCAACUGUAAAUAAGCUAUGUAAAUUAUGUGAGAAAGGGAAAUAUAAAUGUCAGGGUUGUCAUCUAUCCUGUUGUAAACGACAUUUCGACGGACAUAGACAACAACUGGCACGUCAAUUUGACAAAAUCAUUUAUGAGCAUGAUGUUCUACAUGAAUUGCUCAAUUCGAAUGGGUCGACCAAUAACGACAAAACUGAAGGUGAUUUACUGCAAAAAAUCGACAACUGGGAAGUUGAAACAAUACAAAAAGUAGAAUAUACAGCUCGACGAGCUCGAGAAAAAAUAAAACAACUAAUGAACCAUCCAAGAGAACGAAUCCAGAAAGACUUCUGUUUGAUUACAAAUGAAUUGAAACAGAGUAGACAAGAUGACGACUACUUGGAACCAGAUUUCGAACGGUGGUAUCAGCAAUUGCGAGAUUUGAAAGAACAAGUUCAGUCCACAAGUGGCAAAAUUCAGAUAAACACGCGAAAAAGUGACGAAAUAGAUUGGCCAACAUUGAUUAAAGUAGAUACAACAAAUGGAUCUACUAGAACAACUGGAAAGGUUUCAGACAUAAACGUACCGCAAUCUAUUGCAUCCUACACGGAUGACACGCAAUCAGAAGUUCGACCAUUAUUCAAAGGUGGGCAAUUACUGAAUUCAGGAGAAUGUCAACUGACACUCAAUGAAUUCUAUGGCAAAUCAAAUCAACAAUGGGACUUGAUUUACCAAGACACAAGUAACAACACAUUUCCACCUGACGGUGAUAAAGCACAGUUAAGCAAUUGUGGAAUGAAUGUACACCAAGCGGUACACGGCGCAGAACUAGCAGAAUGA